Molecule: messenger RNA, 1314 nt
Organism: Nothoprocta perdicaria
Lineage: Eukaryota; Metazoa; Chordata; Aves; Tinamiformes; Tinamidae
Gene: CERS1
Product: ceramide synthase 1
Exons: 6
Coding region: 47-841 (264 amino acids)
Biological process (GO): ceramide biosynthetic process
Cellular component (GO): membrane
Molecular function (GO): sphingosine N-acyltransferase activity
Source: RefSeq, a predicted model, not a curated record
GCCCUUUGCGGAGUGGUGCAACCUGCAGCCCAAAGAUGCUGCCAAGAUGCCCGAGAGCGCCUGGAAGCUCUUUUUCUACACGUUAUCCUGGUCCUACGGCAUCUACCUGCUCUUCUUCACGGACUAUACCUUCUUCCACGACCCUCCCUCUGUCUUCUACGGCUGGCACAAGGGCAUGGAGGUGCCCACGGACAUCGCCGUCGCCUACCUGCUGCAGUGCAGCUUCUACGGACACUCCAUCUACGCCACCGCCUACAUGGACACGUGGCGCAAGGACUCGGUGGUCAUGCUCCUCCACCACGUGGUCACGCUGACGCUCAUCGCCUUCUCCUACGCGUUCAGGUACCACAACGUGGGCAUCCUUGUGCUCUUCCUGCACGACAUCAACGACGUGCAGCUGGAAUUCACCAAGCUCAACGUCUACUUCAAGCACCGGGGGGGCGUUUAUCACCGGCUCAACGACGUCAUCUCCAACAUCGGCUGCCUCACCUUCAGCGUCAGCUGGUUCUGGUUCCGUCUCUACUGGUUCCCCCUCAAGGUGCUCUACGCCACGAGCCACUCGAGCCUCCAGGUGGUCCCUAACAUCCCCUUCUACUUCUUCUUCAAUGUGCUGCUCUUCAUCCUCACUCUGAUGAACAUCUACUGGUUCCUGUAUAUCGUCCAGUUCGUGGCCAAGGUGCUGAUGGGGCAGAUGCAAGAGGUGAACGACGUGCGUGAGUACGACGUGGUGGACAGCAAGAAAACCGUGGGCAAGAAGAAAGCCGGUGAAGUGCAGCUGCUCAAUGCUGUGAAAGAMGGGAUACACCUGAAGAACGGACUGAUAAAAGACAAGCGGUUAUAAGGGAAGCGUCACCACUGCAGCCUGGGCAGCCUGGCAGGAUCUGGGCACUGACCCGGGCCCCGACACCCAAACCCAGCAAGCGGAAGGCACAAGGAGGACAUGCCCUGACCCCUGCAGCCCCUGCCCGGGCCGGGGAGGAGAUGCCCCUGCCGGGCACGGGCCCCGCUGGGGCCUGUCCGUGACCAGGCUUCGCCCGAUGCUCCCGUGCUUCCGUCACCAGUCGGAGCUGGUUCAGCAGGGAGCCUGGGGGCUUUGCUAACACGGUCCAGGUAGGAUUUGGAGCUGGCUUUAGGUCCCCUGGCCUUUCCUCUACCAUCCCGCGGCUCUUCUCAGUCCCCUGUGAUAUCCCCCAUCUUUGUUGGCUUUCCCCAUGGACGCCGUCUGAGCAGUCCUGGGGGUUCCUGUGACCCUACCGUCAAACUGGGGAGGGAAAUGUCCUCCCCUCCGUUGGCAAGGGGAGCCCAAAGCCAGCU